Molecule: messenger RNA, 1638 nt
Organism: Habropoda laboriosa
Lineage: Eukaryota; Metazoa; Arthropoda; Insecta; Hymenoptera; Apidae
Product: piggyBac transposable element-derived protein 4-like
Exons: 1
Coding region: 1-1638 (545 amino acids)
Source: RefSeq, a predicted model, not a curated record
AUGGAGUAUAAAAAUCUGAAAAAACGGCAACUGGUGAACGAGACUGAUUCGGAAAGCUGUGAUGAAAAUGAAUCAUAUAUAAACACAGCAUACAGAAGAAAAAGGCGAUUAAAUGUACCAAGUAUAUCAGAAUCUGAAGAAACUGAUGAUGUUAACGUACAAAGUACCAACCCGUCAAAUAUUACAUGGACUUCGAAAAAAUUUAAGCCAAUAAUUCAUGAUUUUACACAACAGCAAUCGGGUAUUCAAACAAAUAUAAGUUCUUCUUGGGAAUUUCUGCAAUACUUCCAAUUAUUUGUAUCUGAAGAAUUGGUAGAAUUCAUUGUUGAAAAAACAAACAACUAUUGGAGACAAAUAAAUCCUAAUGAUCUUACAGCUGGAACAGACCUGGAUGAACUAUAUUGUUUUUUUGCUGUUUCGCUACUGAUGACAAGGAAUACAAAGUUAUCACUGGAUGAAUAUUGGAGCAAAAAUAGAUUGUUGCGAAGUGACAUAUUUGGGGAGAUAACAAGCAGAGAUCGCUACAAAUUAUUACUAAGAAUGUUACAUUUUGCUGAUGAUCAUGAAUCUAAUUCUGAUCGUUUAUGGAGAAUACGUGAAGUAAUCAAUAGGUUACGAAGAUCAUUUAGCGAUGCAUUCUAUCCAUACCAAAACCUUUUUAUAGAUGAAAGUCUCCUUCUAUAUAAAGGCAGACUAUCUUUUAAACAAUUUAUCCCAUCAAAGAGGAAUAGAUUUGGAAUAAAAUCCUUUGUCCUUUGCGAUUGUAAAACAGGAUAUGUACAAGACUUUAUCUUUUACAGUGGAUCUGGUACUAUAAGUCCCCAAUAUGCAGAUAUUGGAAUAUCGGGAAAUAUUGUUAUGUCACUUAUGGAACCUUACUUACAUAAAGGACAUACGCUGUAUGUGGACAAUUGGUACACAAGUCCAGCGUUAUUUAACUGUUUGCAUAUGAAUGCUACAAAUGCGUGUGGUACUGUAAGGAAAAGGAGACACGGAAUGUCAAGAAUUGAGAAAAAGCUAAAAGAAGGAGAAGUGAUUUUUCUCUCAUCUGACAACUUAUUAGCAAUGAAAUGGAAGGAUAAGAAAGACGUUUACAUGUUAUCCACUAUGCACACAGAGGAGUUCGUGAGCAUGCCAAAACAUUCUAGAAAGGAAGAAAUGGUACAGAAACCAUCUUGCGUAUGCGAUUACAACAAAUUCAUGGGAAUAGUUGACAAAACCGAUAUGGUAAUAAGCACAAUUGGGUCAAUGUGCAAGAGUAUGAAAUGGUUCAAGAAAUAUUUUUUUCAUAUGAUAGAUCUGUGCCUGUGGAAUGCCUGUUGUUUAUAUAAAUUGAAAACCGGUGCACCUAUAUCCAUGGCACAAUUCUAUCUAAAGUUAAUCGAGCAAAUACUGACAAAAUAUCACAAGACGAGGACGAGACAUUCUACAAACUGUGGUAGUAAUAACGAAUUAAGACUCAUCGGAAAACACUUUCCUACUCCGUAUACAUCUUCAGGGAAAAAUAAACUACGAAGAUGCGUUGUUUGCAGCAAAAAUAAUAAGAGACGUGAAUCACGUUAUCAGUGCGAUGAAUGUGACGUUGGAUUGUGUGUGUAUCCCUGUUUUAAAAUUUACCAUACUCAAACAUAUUACUAA